GGGUAGAACACGCACGCGGCCCGCUUGUAAACAGAGCGUCACACGUGACGGCGGGUCCAGAGCGGAGCUGCAUUGUCUGAGCGCGGACAAAGAAGGAGUCCGGAGUCGGAGCGUCGAGCAGGUGAACGGAGACCAGGUGUCAUGACAACCGACCUGUCCCGCUCCACGAUGACCGUUCGACGCCGCUCGGAUGUCAGUUCCUGGUCGUGUGUGAGGCGCUCGCCGCGGUCCUCCUCCUCCGCUGUUGUCGCGUGAACAAGAAGCUUUUGUUUGUCAACACGGUAGCCGUGUCACUCCGCGACGUUUUACUUCCAAAACCGGAUUAGUUUGUCUUCGUCCUGGCUAGCGUUAGCAGCUAGCUCGGUGUUGUUUUCGUCCAUCUUUGUUCCUCGCUCCGACUGCAUGUCUUUCACCAUGGAGGACAGUCUGGAGUCCGAGUGGGUCUCGGUCCGGCCCCGAGUCUUCGACGAGAAGGAGCGACACAAGUUCGCCUUCAUCGUGGCCUGGAACGACGUCGAGGGCAAGUUCGCCGUCACCUGCCACAACCGGACGGUCCAGAGACGGACGACUUUCUCGGACCCGCUGCUCGACUGCUGCCCAGCUGGCGAACCCGCGCCCCAGCCAGCAGGUCGAGGGAGGUCGAAGUUGAAGCUGGUCAUCGGUGACAGGAAGGCGGAGAGCUCCGACGGCGCCAGUCCGACGCUAGCCUCCUGGGACGUGGUGUCGGCCCAGGACCUGGAGCUUUUGGACCCAGUCGAAGUGUCGCCGUCUCCGGACGACGAGGAGCCGAGCGGCGGGCGGCUGGACUGCUUCAGCUGGGCCGGGCUCUUCUCCUUCCAGGACCUGAAGGCGGCUCACCUGCAGCUGUGCGCCGUCAACUCGGACCUGGAGCCAUGCUUGCCCUCCUUCCCCGAGGAGCCGUCCGGCAUGUGGAGCGUGCUGUUCGGCUGUCCCGGUAUGAGCCCACGCGAGACGGACGCUAUGUGCUACCAGCUGCAGGUCUACCUGGGCCAUGCCCUGGACACCUGCGGCUGGAAGAUCUUCUCCCAGGUGCUCUUCUCCGACAGUGAGGACCCGGAGGAGUACUACGAGAGUCUCAGCGAGCUGAAGAGGAAGGGCUACGAGGACGCGUUGGACCGGGCCAAGAGACGCAUGCAGGAGGUGCUGGACCGUCACAAGGCGAUGGAGAGCAUGGUGGAGCUGCUGCAGGUGUACCCGGAGGAGGACCAGGCGUACGCUGAGCUGCUGGAGGCCACCACGCAGCUCUACCACUACUUGCUGCAGCCCUUCAGGGACAUGAGGGAGCUGGCCAUGUUGCGCCGCCAGCAGAUCAAGAUCUCCCUGCAGACGGAGCGCCUGGGUCCUCGGCGUGUGGACAGCCUGAGGAAGGAGGACGAAGAGUGGCAGAAGAAAGCCCACGCCGCUGUGCUGGCCAUCCAGGACCUGACCGUCAAGUUCUUUGAGACCACCAACCGAGCGCAGAAAGCGCUGUACGAGCGCAUGCGCGGUGACCAGCGGAAGUUCGGCAAGUCGGCGUGGACGGCGGCAGUGGAGCGCAUGGAGCGUCUGCAGCACGCCGUCUCCAAGGAGACGCUGCAGCUGAUGAGGGCCAAAGAGAUCUGUCUGGAGCAGAAGAAGCACGCGCUGAAGGAGGAGAUGCAGAGUCUGCAGGGAGGCGAGGACGCCAUGCUGCACCUGGACCACCUGGAGGCGCUCUACUACGAGCUGCAGCUGCAGCUGUACGACAUCCAGGCCGAGGUGCUGCGCUGUGAGGAGCUGCUGCUGACUGCGCAGCUCCAGAGCCUGCGCCGACAGAUCACAGAGCGCCAGGAUGAGGUGGUCUACUACGACGCCUUCGAGAGCCCCGACGCCAUGAAGACGGAGGAGGAGCCGCCGUCGCCGCCGCUGUCGCCGCUCAGAGAGGACGAGCUCUGCGUGCUGCAGCAGAAGUCCCGGCAGCUGGAGGCCCGGCGAGGUCGCAUCACCGCCAAGAAGGUCUACCUCAAAAACAAGAAGGAGAUCUGCGUGUUCAACCAUAACCAGAAGGUGGAGCAGCGGCGAGCGAGCGAGGGCGACGGGGCCUCGCUGCAGCUGGAAGAGCUGGAGGAGGACGAGGCUGCUGCCAGCGCCAGAGUGAGCCGUGAGCGCCAGAGGACCCUGGAGCGGCUGCGCAGCCACAGUCAGCGCUUCCCCGGUCAGGUGAUGCUCAAGUCCAGCAGGAUGAGACUGGCUCAAAAUGGCGGCCGGCGACGAGCCGCUCAGCUGCCCGUCACUCAGGCGGCGAGCGUCCAGACCGACCUCAUCUCAGACCUCCCGGAGCUCUCGGCGCCACCCGAGGACGACUGCGCGUCCUUGCCGCCGGUGCCGCUGCAGAGCCUGGGCGCUGGCGCCCCCUUCCUGUCGCUGCCUCCUGUCCUCUCUUUGGCCGCUCCCCCGCCGCCCCCGCCACCUCCCCCGCCGCCCCCUCCUCCGCCUGCAUCCCUCCCAGAUGACCCUCAGGUUGUCGGGCUGACGCCCGCGGCCAGUCCAGCCAGGCAGCCGGCGGAGAGCAUGUCCCUGCCUUUCUCCCCUCGGUUCUUCGACAGUAGCCAGCUGUUGACGGCGAGGAAGAAGCUGAGGAAGACCUCUUCUCUGGACUCAUCGCAGUGGAGACGAGCGAGUUCUCCCAUGGACGAGGUCCUGGCGUCUCUCAAGCGAGGAAGCUUCCACCUGAGGAAGGCGGAGCUCCGGGUCCUGGCGCCAGACCCGGACGACGACAGCAACAACAUCCUGGCCCAGAUCCGGCAGGGGGUGCGUCUGAAAAAGGUGCGGACCCGGCCGGAGCAGCCGCGCCACGCGCGGAGCUUCCCGCACUCAGCCGACGCUCUGACGCGCAGCAUCCACGAGGCCCUGCGCCGGAUCAAAGAGGCGUCGCCCGAGUCCGAGUCAGAGGACGAGGGCCUGCCCUGCACCGACUGGGAGAACUGAGCUCCCACCUGACCCAGAACUGCUUUUUUACCAGGCCGCGUUUUUCUACACGCUGUGGUUCGUAGAUGGACCGCUGUGUUUUUUUUAAAAUCCCAACGUCGUUUGCUGUGAGUUUGUGUUGUGAGUCAUGUGACAUUUAUCGUACUGUAGGUGGCACCAGGCGAAGCGUGAUGAAGAUCCCAGACUAUUUAUGGCACCGUUUACCUUCAGAUUAUAAUCCAGAUUAUUUGUCUGUCGCCUUUUUUUAAAUUCGAAUCCCACCAAAUGGUAGUUAUGAGUUAUUUCUAUAUCUGUUUUGUCUGGAUUGUGUUUUACAGAGGAACGCCGACUCAGUAUUUUGUUCUUUGAAUCCAAUUUUGUCAAAUUCUGAAGCCUCAUCUGAGGCUUUCUUGGAGGCGUGACCAGACGAACGCUCGCGAUUACUCUGCUGCCCUCUGCUGGUGGCCGCACUCAGUUUCGCGUUUCUGCCUUCGAUUUUCUGAGUUUGUUGUGUUGUCUUUUUUUCACUUUUUGUGUGUUUCGAUGUUCCGUUCAGAUGAUUGGCUCAGAUACUGAUGACAUCACAGCUGUCAGUGAGCACUAGAGGGCACUGCACGCCGACUGAUGAAGUCGUUUUCAAUCUUAAAUGAAGAUUUACUUUUAAUCUCGAGUGUUUACAGUGAGAUGAUCUUAUUUACCAGUUCACAGGAAGCUCCGCUGACAUCACGUGACCUCAGGGUGCGCGAGAGCCAGUUUACCAAAGUGACCACCGCAGGGCGUCCUAUCGCAGAGAGUGACGUGGCUGUUAGAAGAGAAAACUUGUAUUUAAAAAUAUAUUUAUCUGUUCACGUUGUUGCUGCUUCACACGUAUUAACUGAGUCUGCAGUUUCUGCUCACACGUGCAUUACUAGCACACACACUUCGACACCACAGUAGAAACCUCAGCGUGUGUGUGUGUGUGAGCCGAAACGAGCCAUAACUUGCCGAGUGCCGUUGUGAUGUCACAGUAUCUGACCUCUCGACCACCUCAACACAACUCGGCGUUACGCUCCACAACUUACCGGAACCUGGAGUGGACGGCCGCCAAUCGGGAAGACGGGCUCACUCCCCCUUCGUCCGGGUUGACCUCUGACCUGUGUGAGGCGCCGCAUCACAAGUGCAAUAACAGAUCUGUACUGUAAUGUCGCGCAUGUAUUUAUUGUCCAAGGACGCGACGCAUUUCCUGCUUCUCCCUCAAUAAACUUCCUGGACCAAG
Synchiropus splendidus (mandarinfish) is the source of this 4201-nucleotide messenger RNA. RefSeq names its product junction mediating and regulatory protein, p53 cofactor (gene jmy). Bases 403 to 2967 code for a protein of 854 amino acids. Gene Ontology annotation, cellular component: cytoplasm; nucleus. Lineage: Eukaryota; Metazoa; Chordata; Actinopteri; Syngnathiformes; Callionymidae. The transcript has 10 exons. The record is from RefSeq and is a predicted model, not a curated record. Gene Ontology annotation, molecular function: transcription coactivator activity; actin binding; Arp2/3 complex binding. Gene Ontology annotation, biological process: intrinsic apoptotic signaling pathway by p53 class mediator; 'de novo' actin filament nucleation; positive regulation of apoptotic process.